This is a messenger RNA of Phycomyces blakesleeanus NRRL 1555(-), 810 nucleotides long. RefSeq lists its product as hypothetical. The transcript is spliced from 4 exons. Gene Ontology annotation, biological process: actin filament organization; cortical cytoskeleton organization; regulation of actin cytoskeleton organization. The coding region runs from base 6 to 584 and encodes 192 amino acids. NCBI's taxonomy places the organism in Eukaryota, Fungi, Mucoromycota, Mucoromycetes, Mucorales, Phycomycetaceae. The record is from RefSeq and is a predicted model, not a curated record. Gene Ontology annotation, molecular function: GTPase activity; GTP binding; protein kinase binding. Gene Ontology annotation, cellular component: cell cortex; cell projection; cytoplasmic vesicle.
AAGUAAUGCAAUCUAUCAAAUGUGUUGUUGUUGGUGAUGGUGCUGUUGGAAAGACAUGUCUGUUGAUCUCAUACACCACCAAUGCAUUUCCAGGAGAAUACAUCCCCACAGUUUUUGACAACUAUUCAGCUAAUGUGAUGGUCGAUGGUAAACCCAUCAACCUUGGAUUAUGGGAUACAGCAGGACAAGAAGAUUAUGAUCGCCUACGCCCUCUAUCUUACCCUCAGACAGACGUAUUCCUUUGCUGUUUUUCUCUUGUCAGUCCACCUUCAUUCGAAAAUAUCAAGACAAAGUGGUUCCCUGAAAUCAGCCACCACGCACCUAGAAUACCAAAGAUCCUUGUUGGCACCAAGCUUGAUUUACGUGAGGAUCAGGAUACCAUUGGACGCUUAAAGGAAAAGAGAAUGUCACCAAUCAGCUACACCCAGGGAUUGCAGAUGGCAAAGGAAAUCGGGGCAGUCAAAUACCUCGAGUGUUCAGCACUCACCCAGACUGGUCUCAAGAACGUAUUCGAUGAAGCAAUUCGGGCCGUACUCUCACCUACUGUCCAUCGAAAGAGAAAGAACAACUGUCUCAUCUUGUAAAUAAUCUAAUCUAACCUACCUUAACCCUAUCCAAUUCAAUUCAAUUCAAUUCAAUUCAAUUCUAACCUUUAUCCUUUUUUACCCUUCAACCCUUCAACCCUUCAACCCUUCAACUUCUUCUUAUUCCUCUUUUCCUCCCUUCCUUCCUCUCUUUGACAUCUUUAUUUUAUCCACUCUAUAUAUAUAUAUUUAUAUCUAUAUAAUAAUAAUGAAUAAUAAUUUAUAC